This is a messenger RNA of Ectocarpus siliculosus, 654 nucleotides long. The record is from the annotation of a GenBank genome assembly. NCBI's taxonomy places the organism in Eukaryota, Phaeophyceae, Ectocarpales, Ectocarpaceae.
AUGUCUGAUACGUGUGAUCAACUCGACACCUGCGGGCUUCCGUGCCCAGCGGAGUGGACACCAAAAGCUGAUCUGGUCGAGGUCUACGGAGUGGCCGUGAUCGUGUCUAUCGCGUUCUUCGUGUCCAUCGGCGUCGCCACCAUAUUCCUCAUCAAGGGCAAGGUGGAGAACUUCUUCGUGGGAGGUCGGAGCUUGCCCCUCUUCGUCAUUGCGCUUACUCUCGCCUCCCAGAGUAUCGACUCCAACGCCACCCUCGGCAACGCCGACCUCGCCUACAAAUUCCACUACUGGGAUGGGGCUGUCCUUCCUAUGGGACUUGGUCUCAGCCUGGUCAUCAACGGCCUGUUCAUUGCACGCCACAUCAACGAGGCCCAAUGCCUCACUCUGCCUGACUUUUACGGGAAGGCCUGGGGUCCCGCCGUGGAAGUGCUGGUAUCCCUUUUGACGUGUAUCUCUUUCAUCUGCCUCCUCGCGGGAAACCUGGUAGGCCUGUCGAUCAUCAUCCGCUUCCUGUUCGGCGGAGAGCUUGCAACGAGCGUGUUCAUCGCUGGCAUCGUCACCAUGAUCUACACGGGCGCCGGCGGCCUCCUUUCCGUCGCCUACACGGGUGCGUUUUUUCCCGCCACCCUUCUCAGGGUUAGCCCGAUUGUGUGA